AUGGCUGCGAUCCUGUCAGAUGAGGAGGAAUUGGUCAAUGGAUUGGGUAGCGAAUUAUUGAUUGCUCCUACAGGAAACCAUAUGGCACGAACUGGGAAAAGAUGGUCUGGUAGCGGUGGAGCUCGAUUGAAUAAUUUGAAGAAACCUACUUCCGAUGGUGUUCAUGACCCUGUAGAGGAAUAUAUCUCACCGGGCCAGCUGUACUCGACCGAAUCAGGUAGGCUUUUCCAUGCGGGCAGGAUACUUAUAGUUUUGGUGGGACUCCCAGCUACAGCCAAGACCUUGCUGUCCGUUGCCAUCACUAGAUAUACUAGAUGGUUGGGAGUCAGGACCAAAUCGUUCCAUGUCUCUGAAUAUAGAAGAAAAGAAGGUGUAGAGGUACCGGACGACUACUUUUCAGCGCUUCCCUCGACCAAGGAAGGGAUGGAAACGAGAAGAAGGAUAUUCAGUACGGUUUUUGAUGAGAUGGUGAAGUUUUUCAUGGAUUCGAAGGGUCAGUUGGCAAUUUAUGAUGCUUUGAACAUUCGUCGCAGCGAGAGAAAGGAUCUGGAGGGCAAGUUUCGUGCUCUUAAUAUAAAAGUACUUUUCAUCGAGUCUAUCAUGACCGAUGACGACCUUGUUGCUCGAGGUAUAGUUAUGGCGUCGCAGUCAUCGGACUAUAAGGGAUUGUCGAAGGAGAAGGCAAGGUCCGCGUUCAUGCAGAGGAUACUUGUCAACAGACCAUUAUACGAGGAAAUAAUACCGGAGGAGCAGUUGAGCUACGUGAAGUAUAUCAACUUUGGCGAAAGAUUGAUAGUAAAUAACAAUCGGUAUGGUUAUCUUAUUAACAAGAUCGUCUUCUUCCUGAUGAAUCUGAGAGAAAAGAAAGGAUGCGUCUAUUUUGCACGCUGUGGAACCAGUGACAAGGACAAAUAUAUCGAUGAUGAGCUACUUAAUCGGGACGGCUUGCGCUAUUCCAAGAUACUGACCGAUCUUGUUUUGGACAGAAUUAAUUCCAGAAGAUUAUCACGUCAUGGGACGCCGAAUUCGUCGGCCAAGGGCUCUACACCGAUACCGGAAGAGAUUUUCAGCAAGAUGGACAGCCCUACUUUGAUACCAACGAUGGCGACACUGCAAAGGACAGCCUCUAGAGGCAAUCAUAGGAUCAAGCAGGUUACCAGUUGGGAUGGUGCAGACGAAGACUCCUUUGUUGUUUGGACAGCGCCAAGGAAGAGAACGUACGACACAGCUAAGUUCUUCAUGGACAAAGGGAUCUCCGUUCGCCAGCGGUUCCAGCUGCAGCAGCUGCAUCCCGGCGUGGUCGCGGACCUCACCGAAGAAGAAAUUAAAGAGCGCUAUCCAACAGAGUACCGGGAAUCUUUGAAGGACAGGUACCAUUAUAGAUUCCCAAGGGCUGAAUCGUACCACGACCUGGCGGUGAGAAUGGAACCGCUACUGCUAGAAAUGGAACGGAUGCGCGGGGACAUCCUGAUAAUCGGUCACGAAUCGACUCUAAAGGUACUAUACGGCUACCUCAUGGCCUGUACAUGCGAAGAGCUGCCCGAUUUGAACUUCCCACGAGAUGAACUGAUCGAAAUCUCAUUCAGCCCCUUCAAAAACACGGCAGAGACAAUUCCCAUCCCAACUCAUUAA
Molecule: messenger RNA, 1632 nt
Organism: Torulaspora globosa
Lineage: Eukaryota; Fungi; Ascomycota; Saccharomycetes; Saccharomycetales; Saccharomycetaceae
Product: bifunctional fructose-2,6-bisphosphate 2-phosphatase/6-phosphofructo-2-kinase
Exons: 1
Coding region: 1-1632 (543 amino acids)
Biological process (GO): fructose 2,6-bisphosphate metabolic process; fructose metabolic process
Cellular component (GO): cytosol
Molecular function (GO): 6-phosphofructo-2-kinase activity; fructose-2,6-bisphosphate 2-phosphatase activity; ATP binding
Source: RefSeq, a predicted model, not a curated record